CUUCUACCAUUUUACUAGUCGUUCUAUUUUGAGGGAAUAUAUCUACACUCUUCACAGAUACUCACCUCUCUCCUAACAGGUAAUAUAUGGUCACAGGUGAUGGAAAAGGACAACACAAGUUCUUUUGAAAGAUUCAUCCUCGUGGGCUUCUCUGAUCGUCCCCACCUAGAGCUGAUCCUCUUUGUGGUUGUCCUCACUUUUUAUCUGCUGACUCUUCUUGGCAACAUGACCAUCAUCUUGCUUUCAGUUCUCGAUUCCCAGCUACACACACCAAUGUAUUUCUUUUUGGCAAACCUCUCAUUCCUAGACAUGUGUUUCACCACAGGUUCCAUCCCUCAGAUGCUCUACAACCUUGGCGGUCCAGAUAAGACCAUCAGCUAUCUCGGUUGUGCCAUUCAGCUCUACUUCGUCCUGGCUCUGGGAGGAGUGGAGUGUGUCCUCCUGGCUGUCAUGGCAUAUGACCGCUAUGCUGCAGUCUGCAAACCUCUGCACUACACUGUCAUCAUGCACCCACGUCUCUGUGGGCAGCUGGCUUCAGUGGCAUGGUUGAGUGGCUUUGGCAAUUCUCUCAUAAUGGCACCCCAGACGUUGAUGCUACCUCGCUGUGGGCACAGGCGGGUAGACCACUUUCUCUGUGAGAUGCCAGCACUAAUUGGCAUGGCCUGUGUAGAUACCAUGACCCUUGAGGCAUUAGCAUUUGCCUUGGCAAUCUUUAUCAUCUUGGCACCACUCAUCCUCAUCCUCAUCUCUUAUGGUUACAUUGUACAAGCUGUACUUAGGAUCAAGUCAGCUGCUGGACGAAAGAAAGCCUUCAACACCUGUAGUUCCCACCUCAUUGUUGUCUCUCUCUUCUAUGGUACGAUCAUAUACAUGUACCUCCAGCCAGCAAACACUAAUUCUCAGGACCAGGGCAAGUUCCUUACUCUUUUCUAUACAAUUGUCACUCCCAGUGUUAACCCCCUGAUUUAUACACUGAGAAACAAAGAUGUUAAAGAGGCCAUGAAGAAGGUACUAGGGAAAGAGGGUGCAGAAGUACAGUAAAAAGUCAUCAGAUUUGGGGAUUGUCUUUUGACCCAACUUCUAUACACGUUGUUAGAACUAGCAAAUAAAGGAAUAUUCUGACAUUACAGACUAAAGAGGCACUUACUGAGAUGGGGAAUUCAAUGGUUUAGCUAAGUUGAGAAAACACAAUAUUCCUGAGUUGACAGUCACUUGUACUCCUCUCAAGUCCGUGUAAGUCAAGUAUUCAUCACUAGGAGGGCUCCAAUCUAGGAUCAAACAGUGACCUAUGCUUGCAAAAUACUAGCCAUGAAUGUAGACACGAGGCAUUUUGUACCUAUUCUAGCUUCCAUCACAAUGAUUUGUACUUAAUAGCUCCUCAACAUAUAUGAAAAGAAUGAACUUAACAAGUGGUGAAGAAAAAUACUUAUUUUAUCUAGGAAGUUCAAAUGAGCUUUUAUAGUGCCAAAUGGCUGAAUGAGAGGCAGUAUAAAUUAUUCAGUUUUCUAGCACUUUAGUAUCUUCAAUAGUAUAACUUACAUGUGGCUCCUGCAUAUUUUGAAUUAUUUAUAUA
Messenger RNA from Vicugna pacos (alpaca), 1573 nucleotides. RefSeq names its product putative olfactory receptor 2W6. The record is from RefSeq and is a predicted model, not a curated record. Gene Ontology annotation, molecular function: G protein-coupled receptor activity; olfactory receptor activity. Gene Ontology annotation, biological process: G protein-coupled receptor signaling pathway. NCBI's taxonomy places the organism in Eukaryota, Metazoa, Chordata, Mammalia, Artiodactyla, Camelidae. Gene Ontology annotation, cellular component: membrane.